Messenger RNA from Trichoderma aggressivum f. europaeum, 6279 nucleotides. RefSeq lists its product as uncharacterized. The coding region runs from base 1 to 6279 and encodes 2092 amino acids. Gene Ontology annotation, molecular function: guanyl-nucleotide exchange factor activity; protein binding. NCBI's taxonomy places the organism in Eukaryota, Fungi, Ascomycota, Sordariomycetes, Hypocreales, Hypocreaceae. Gene Ontology annotation, biological process: regulation of division septum assembly; regulation of actomyosin contractile ring contraction. Gene Ontology annotation, cellular component: cytoplasm. The transcript has 5 exons. The record is from RefSeq and is a predicted model, not a curated record.
AUGGCGGAGACUAAGCCACCCCCGUCCACCUCUAACACGUUAGUCGGCCAAGUCGCUGGGCAUCACGGAGCAGUCGUGACAUGCCCCGGUGGGCUGAAAGGCCCUGAGAGGACCGCUACAGGGGACCCAGGGCAGGGCUGCCAGCAGGCCGUUGAUGAGCAGGCCUCAAUGGUUGGAUCACCCACCUCCCUGGGCGUCGUAUCCGGGCUGCAGGCUGCAGCACCUUCGAUUCCAUCUCCCCGUCGCCUUCCAAUCACCACCCCCCAUCCCCUCUCUCCCACGUCUCACAGAACAGCCAGGGCCAAGCAGCUUCGAAAAAGCCAAAGCCCGUCUUCCAGGGGAAAGCAAACGAAGUUGCCGCCACAAGGAGACCACACGGGAGACCACGGGAGAGGGAGAGACACCAAGGAGCGAGACACCAGCAGCUUCGAUGCCCGGGCCUUCCCCCCUCGCCUCGACCUUCGACUGGCUUUGAACAUGGACCCGGACCCGGACCUAGACUUGGACUUGGAUAGCGUGCUUGUCGCCCAUGAUGCUCAUCCGCCGGCUCGCCAUCUCCCCCAUCUUGGCCACUCGAGCUCCAACCCAGCUGCCUUCUACUCUAACCCUGCCAACGACAUCGUCCUGCCCGCCUCGUCCACCAAUGCCCAGGUCCUCGCCCAUCAUGCUGCUGCCACCUUAGAUCCUGACGACUUUUACAAGAGCUACCAGACAGCACCCGGCGAGCCGCAGUCCUUCCCAAUGGCCUCGCCAGUCCCGCCUCCCGACACCGAUGGGGCUGCUGCAAGACACCUGCAGCCGCCUGCAAAUCGCAGCGCUGGCCGUCAGGGUACCGGUACUGCCAUGCGCUCCGCCUCGAACCCCCUCGACCGCAAGUCAGCCGCGACGUCGAGAUCCCCUUCGGCCAACGCCCCCAGCGUGAAGGAUCUGAAGAAGCGCUUCGACCAGACCGGCGGGCCAAACUCCAUCCCCAGACCUCCUCCGCGCCAGGUUGCUCCAGUCGCUCGGGUCAGGCAAGAUACUGUUAAGACCAAACCGAAGCCGAAGCCCAGCCCGUCAGGCUCUUCGUCCACGCACGCAAACUCUCGCUCUGGCAUCCCCGCUUCCAACUCGUCCAAGCAGUCUUCGUCGUCGACCUCGACCUCGACCUCGAGUCGUUUGCAAAAGGCGAGGCAUGCGGAGCGCGAGCAAAUGUCGGGUAGCUCUCGGUCGUUUGCAAACCGCAUUGGGAACCAUCCACCCGAGACAUCCACUAACGGGAACUCAAUCGCCUCCAGCUCUAUAACACCUCGACCACGCAAUUCCCCACAUUCAGCCUCCCAACCGUCGCCGCCAUCUCCAAAGUCUAACCCUCAGUUUCCGGGCCUACUCUUCGGAGAAAUCCCCCCGGGCCAGCACGACGUCGUGGCCGCCGGCUUUGGCAUCGACACCCUUCCCCCUCGAAGAACGUCCGAAUCCAACGUGCACGGCCUCGUGGGUCGUCAACGCAGCUUCUCCGACCUCGAAGCCGAGCCUGCAUCCCCAUCCAGCUGGUACAGGGACCUCCACAUGUCCCGAGGGAGCGCACCCAAAACCCACACGCGAUCUCGCAGCGAUCACUCGGCGUCGAAACAUCUCCUGCCCUUGAUUCACAAAUCGCCUCCGCCCGCAGUCACGUCAACAGCGACAACAACAACGGCGGCACUCGCUGCGGCCACGGUUACGGCAACGGCUGUUGCAGCAGCAGAGGCCACCGCCCACUCCGCCACACACGCGUCAGCAGGCGCAAGCUCCAAGCUGCCCGUUUCCAUCAGCAGGAGACUGGCGAGCCCAAGCCCUUCCAGUCCCGCUUCCUCGCGAUCGAAUUCACCCUCUACCUUUAGGAGACCACCGGUCAAUGGUCGUAGUAGUAGCAGACAAGCCAGGCCGAACCCCUCUACGACUCGAGCGAAAACACCCACGCAGACGGGUCGAAAACAGCCUCCCCAGGGCCUGGCUACACCAAGUAAUAGCAACAACCGGCUCCAGGCGUACGUGUCCACUGCGCCGCCCAAACUUUCCCCGCCCUUGAGGAGUUCUCGUCCACGACAGCCAGUCUCCGUAGCGACAACAGCAAGCUCCCGAAUGAAAGAGGCGGCCAAAACGAAGGCCCCUGCACGUCCAAAUGCGAGGGAUAACCCUUCUUCGUCAAAGACGUACGACCCGGCGAAGCGUAAGAUAAUAGCCGUUGGACCUAUAGACUUUGAACAGCGUCGAGAGCACAUUCGGCUGGCGUACACCAAGACCAUUCGAGAAAGCCAGGCCUACGAGGUGCGCCAAAGGGCGGUGGAGAGGAGGCGGAAGCAGAUGGAGGAGGCCAAGGCCAAAGCAGAAACCGCCCCAACUACAACGACCGCUCCAGAUACAGAUACAACUACAACUACAACUACGGCUUCGCCUACCACGGUGACCGCCGGGGAGGAAGAGGCCUCAAGUAACGAGCCAGCACAAGACCACGUAAAUCCAGAGGUAGAGGCGGCGGAGACAGGGCCGGCCGAAAGCUCCUCGGCGAGGGAGCCGGCCGUGGAGCUCCCAGCUGAUCAUGACCCUCGUGCUGUUGUGGAGAACAACCGCGCAAGCCUUCUAGAAAUCCCGACAGAUGCAGCCUCGCACCCAGCUCCUGGCAAGGAUGAUGAUUCGCCGACGCUGGGUAUCCCCGGGAGCUUCCCUGAACCUUCACCGUCCGCUAACGUAGCAAGAAAGCAACGGCCUCUGUCAACCAUUUCAGCAACCUCUGCUGUUACCGAGUUCGAUAUUGAGCCCCAGGAAGAGCUUUCCGAACUGACUAUGUCCGAUCGGCCGCUCAGCCCCCAAAUCAUAGUGCCGAAACGGGAACGCUCUCAGUACCGAAGCCCCUUUGAGGACGACGACUUUCCAUCAUCGCCGCCGCGGCCGCGCUCAGCGACUCAUCACAUUAGCCAAGAUAGCCAUACCGACCAGCAGUUUACCCCUGACGCUUAUUACGACGAUGAUCAUCAGGACAACUCCUUUGAGACCCAUGUGCACCAAGAUUACCAAACCAUUGUGACGAUACUGCCGCAGCCUUCGCACGAGCCCCCUGCUGCCGAGAAGACUGCGCGGGCGGCGUCUUUUCCCCGACUGGACAUUCAAGAUGAAUCAGACUGCCACUCAGACCUAGAGAGCGUUCCGGCAAUGGCUCGCCGCAUGCGCGCUGAUGUCGAUGAUGCCGCCACAGAUGCCUGUACCGAAGAGACAGACGACCGAGAUGGGAUGGAGGAUGAGCGGUCCCCGUACCGCUUCGGCGCCGCCCAUUCGUCGAACAGGGCUUCCACAUGUGCAUCAUCGGACAUUGAAACCUUUGAUGACCUUCUAUAUCCUUCGCAUGACGAGCAGCUUGAUGCGGGUCCACCAAACAAACUUUUGGCGCCGCCCUCGAUAUCCCGGGCCGACAGGUCAAGCCACCAAACCGCAUGGACAAACGUCUCUGUGGAGAGUAUGGGACACUCCGAGGCCUCAGAGUCGCCUGUUAUGCGAGCAUCUUCAUGGAAGCUGUCUGGUGGUUCGUCUGGAAGAGACGAUUCCUCCAUUAGAAGCUUCUCUUAUCACAGCGCCGGUGUUCGUCCUUCUGUCGACUCGACACGGUCGUCGAUCCAACUUGGCCAGCAGCUCCCGGAACUAGACACGGGCGAAGGCUUCUCGAUCCCUUACUUAUCUGCAGAGGCGGCUUCUGACUUUUCCUAUCUAUCGUCGCCGAAACACGAACAGCCGGUCCUUCCGCGGUCUGGGCGAAACUCAGCCAUCGAAUCGCAAACGUCAAGUGUAUUUUAUGAACAGUCUCAGUAUGGCAGCACCUUGGUCAACUCUGAGCGGGGAAGCGGGGAGUACAUCUCUCAUCACUCGGAAACUCCUCUGUCAAUGAUGGACAUGACCUCGAUGGAGACUAUGGACCAGUACUUUGAGGGCCAAGCCCCCCAAGACAGCGAUGCCAAAUCGUUCAUUCAGGAAGCUGAGGACCUAAGCAGCGAAGAGCGACAUCGCCUGAUUCAAAGGCGAAACGUCAUCAAGGAGCUUGUCGACACUGAGGCCAUCUUCGUAAGAGACAUGAACAUUGUAGAAGAGAUUUAUAAAGGCACCGCGGAGGCUUGCCCCAAGCUGGAUGCGAAGAUAAGCAAGCUCAUUUUCCGGAACAGCGACGAGAUUGUCGAGUUCCACACCUCGUUCCUCGUCCUCCUCAAGGAGGCGGUGGCCAGUAUCUAUGUGCCGAAAAGCGGCCGCUCUCUUGUCGCCAGAGAGGAUUCGCUUUACUCGGAACAAAGCCAGACAUCAAUUGUCGACCUUAGUGACGCCAAGGACCGCGAGACGUCGCUUGGUCCGGCGUUCCAAGCCAGCAUGGAGAAGAUGAAGCUUGCUCACGAGGGGUUCCUGAGGAACAGCGACCAGGCGGCCAAAAAGCUCAUCCAGAUCCAACAGGAUCCGACGGUUCAGAUAUGGCUGAACGAGUGCAACGAGGUAGCCAAGGACCUGACCGCUGCGUGGGACUUGGAUUCUCUCCUCAUCAAACCGAUGCAGCGAAUCACAAAGUACCCGAAUCUGAUCAUGACGCUCCUGCAACACACUCCCCAGGAUCAUCCCGACCGAGAGCCGCUUGUGGUGGCCAAAGAGGCGCUUGAAGAGGCCAUUAUCGAGAUCAACAAGACAAAGAAGAACUUUGAGCUGGUCGGACAAAUCGUCGGUAGAAAACGUAAGGAGUCCGACGUGAAGGCGGGACUUGCUCGAGCCUUUGGCAAGAAGGUGGACAAGCUACAAGGCGGUACUCGGCCGCCCGAGGAUCCUGAGUAUGUCAAGCUGGAGGAAAGGUUCAGUGAUGAUUAUCUGCGAUUACAGGUCGUAUUACGCGAUGUCGAGUUCUACACUAGGCAAGUGUCGUCGUACGUGCACGAGUUUCUGCAAUAUCUGUCGGCGAUUGAGUUGGUCAUGCGACUCCAGCCAGGCAGCUUCCCCGAGCUGGAGAGCAAGUGGGUGCAGUUUAACAUUUCGAUCCGCGACAUUGAGAAGGUAGCGCUGGAGCAGCACUUGGCACAAAUACGAAAGCAUGUCAUCGAGCCGUUUGAACAUGUCAUCAAGUCUUACGGGAAUCCCUCGCUGGCUAUGAAGAAGAGGCAAAAGCGCCGAGUUGUAUGGGAGCGUGCCGAGCAGCUGAAGAAGGCGGGCAAAAGCGUGGAACCCAAACUUAAGGAACUGGUUGAACAAUACGAGGCUCUCAACGACACGCUGAUCAAGGAGCUUCCGAAGCUGUCGGCGUUGACGGAAAAGGUGGGAAACAUUUGCCUGGGCAACCUCAUCAACAUCCAAGCCAAUUGGUACCUCAUAUGGAGGGAAAAGAUGAGAGCUGUUCUGGCGGACGCGCCUGAAAUGCCGGAAAUUGAGGAAAUCGUGGCAACUUUCGAGCGAGAGUUUCCCUACGCAAACGAGAUGAUGGCCAACAUUGGCAUCAUCAACCCGGCCUACCAUGGGCGAACAUCAAUCUCGACGACGAACGGAGACGACAACCUCCCCAGAACGAGGGGGCGAACGUCAGAAGCAGAGAACAGAGCAUGGGGCCAGCCCUUGAAUGGCGAAGCAGUGCCGUCUCUGCCCGCGCCCGAUUUCGGCAAACGACACAGCGGCUCGUUUACUCUAUCUCCCAUUGCCGCUGGGCCUUCCAGCAGCUUGGGGGCGUCGGCGCCCAGUCCUCACCAGUACUAUUACAGAGACUUUUACGCCGGCCUGUCAAGCAGCCAGGCAGGAAUGGCAUCACCGAGAUCGGCCGAAGCGCCAGCAACCUCUCGAUCGCUUGGCGGUACGAGGCCAAGUACGGGCAAGAGCUUCGAUUCGUCGGCCGUGGCGAUGCCGCGACAGAGCACAGAGUCGGCACCCCACACCCGACGGGACUCGGGUAACACCUAUUAUUCCAGCUAUCAUCAGCAUGACAGCCGCAGAUUCUCCAAUCUGUUUCACUCCGCGCUGCCUCUCCCAGACGGCCCCGAAGAGAGCCAGCGGUCGUCUAGGGCAUCGUCGCGAGAGCGAGCGCAUGUUUCUGACGGAUACAAUAUCUUGUGGUUGGCCGCAUCGCUCUUUGAGUUUAACAUUUCCACAACAAAACACGAGGCCGGGUAUCCUUACCUGACAUAUCAGGCGGGCGAGAUUUUUGACGUGAUUGCCGAAAAGGGCGAGCUCUGGCUUGCAAAGAACCAAGACGACCCGACGGACCAGGUGGGCUGGAUCUGGUCCAAGCAUUUUGCCAAGCUGGCCGACUCAUAG